Messenger RNA from Lachancea mirantina, 579 nucleotides. Lineage: Eukaryota; Fungi; Ascomycota; Saccharomycetes; Saccharomycetales; Saccharomycetaceae. The record is from the annotation of a GenBank genome assembly.
AUGCCCUUCUAUUCUUUUUUACUUAGACCUCUUGCCAGGAAAGUGUUUGGCGACGUCGAGAUUGGGAGCGCGGCUGAAGAUCCUUACUUUGAGGAGGUUCAAUUUGAGAAAAGGUCGUUUUGGUCAGGAAGUACAAAGCUAGUUAGGCGCAGGAGGGAUAAGAGUAUCCCAAAUUUCGUGCCAGAGCUUGACCGAAAGAUUUUGAAAAGAAUUCGCAAGCGUGCUUAUAGAUUGGACAUGAUGUUCCAUUUAUUUGGUAUUCGUUUCGGUUGGAUCGGCAUCAUCGGCUUGCUUCCUUUGAUUGGAGACAUGCUCGUCUUAUGGUUAUCAUUAACCGUCCUGCGCGAAGCGCAAACGAUAACGGGCGGGCUACCCCCUGCGGUUUCGGCAGAGAUGGUGUUUAACAUUGCGAUCGACUUCGGUCUGGGACUUAUACCCCUCGUGGGUGACCUCGUGAGCGUGUAUUACAAGGCGAACUCUCGUAACACGCUGUUGCUAGAGCACUACUUGACGAAAAAGUACCGCAUCCCGGGCAGUGUGGCAGCAGUAGACGUAGCAGCCGGCAAGAAGCAUCCGUAG